Messenger RNA from Rhipicephalus sanguineus (brown dog tick), 630 nucleotides. Its product is annotated as adult-specific rigid cuticular protein 15.5. Lineage: Eukaryota; Metazoa; Arthropoda; Arachnida; Ixodida; Ixodidae. The transcript has 3 exons. Bases 99 to 572 code for a protein of 157 amino acids. Gene Ontology annotation, cellular component: chitin-based extracellular matrix. The record is from RefSeq and is a predicted model, not a curated record. Gene Ontology annotation, molecular function: structural constituent of chitin-based larval cuticle.
GACUACGAGUGACUUCGGGGUCUGUUGAGUGAACGGCGGCAAUCGGCGGUCGCUCGUUUCCAGGGAUAUCGACAACGCGCGACUCUCCAUAAACGAGGAUGCUUCUAAAGAUUCUUGCGGUGUGUGCAGUGUCAGCUGCGAUGGUUCAGGGUCACCUCGUGAGGAGAGCAGCAGAUGACAAUGACUCAAACCUUCCUUACACUGUCAACUACGACCACACGGACGAACAUGGCACGCGAAUCUACAGGCUGGAGAUCACGGACGCCGACAACGUGCGUAUGGGCACGUAUGGUUACAUGGACGCGAAGGGCCUGUACCGCCAGGUUCACUACCUGGCUGAUGCCACAGGCUUCCACGUGUUCGUGUGCACCAACGAACCCGGCACCGAGACUUCCUUCCCCGCCGAUGCCGUGAUCCAAAUGCACCACUGGGAGAAGGUAGCACCGGACUCGACUCUCGGGAGGUUGCUCGCCAGGCUGCCGCAAGUCACUUCCCCGACGACUGUUUCUGCUGACGGCAAGGGACAGAAAAAAACGGCACCGCAGCAGGAUAAGAAAGAGAAGUCUGGAUAGGGUGACAAUGCCAAAGUGUAAAUUAUGUGCCCCAACUGUGAGCUGCGAGCUUGCUAUG